Mercurialis annua (annual mercury) is the source of this 2058-nucleotide messenger RNA. RefSeq names its product protein ENDOPLASMIC RETICULUM-ARRESTED PEN3. Gene Ontology annotation, biological process: protein homooligomerization. The record is from RefSeq and is a predicted model, not a curated record. NCBI's taxonomy places the organism in Eukaryota, Viridiplantae, Streptophyta, Magnoliopsida, Malpighiales, Euphorbiaceae. Bases 119 to 1543 code for a protein of 474 amino acids. The transcript has 3 exons.
UGAUUGUAUUUUCCGAAAUAUCCCUAAAUACAAGCCUGAUUAGGCUAAAACACGCACCCAAAAGACCAAAUCAACUCCUGUACCACUACAACCAAGUCGACAACGGUCAACUCCGAAAAUGGACACCGAUGAAACAUCUAAUCCAAGCUCCGGCCACCGUCGCUCCGAUCGGAUCAAAAUGAACGUCGGAGGCAAAUUCUUUGAGACAACAAUUUCAACUCUUCAAUCAGGCGGUCCAGACUCUUUAUUAGCCACACUCUCCAGUCGGCCCACUCCGGACCCUAUCUUCAUCGACCGUGAUCCAGAAAUCUUCUCCGUUCUCCUCUCUCUCCUCCGCUCCGGUCGCCUUCCGUCCACCGCAGCCACUCGCUUCUCUAAACAAGAACUCGCCGAUGAAGCUUUGUAUUACGGCAUCGAGUCUGACCUCAAAUUAGCCACCUGUCCGCCUCCUCUCGCCGGCAUCGACGUCUCUCUUGCCACCACUAUACGUCCCGCCUCCGAUGGCUUCCCCUCCGCCUUCACAGCCGCCGCCGAUGACGGAACCGUCUGGAUUGCUCACGGUGGUCAAAUUUCAGCUUACGAUUGGAAUCUUAGCCAUUCUUGCUCUAUCCGUACACAUCUUGAUGAUAUUACCUCAAUCCGACGUGUCACGGAGAAUAUUACGGCCGUCGGAUCUGACUCGUCUGCCGGACUUCAUUUCUAUGAUUUUUGUGGUUCGAGACACGUCGGGUCAGUUCACUGGACCGACCCGACCGAUCCCAGGAUUUAUAAAGCUAGGGUUUCGUCAAUUGCUGACUCAGCAAAUCAGGUAUUUGCUUCUUUUGACUGUCAACAUAGAGAGAAUUGUGUUUUAGCAGUAGAUAAAUCAACGCUCCAGAUUGUUUCUGAGAUUAUUAGGCAAAAUGGUAGCUCAGCGAAAUAUAUAGUCCCGACGAAGCUGACAUGGCUUCCGGAUAGUAACGUCCUUAUCGGAACGGCUGUUACAAGUGGGCCAUUUGGUUACUCCGGUUAUAUUCGAAUAUGGGACUCGCGGAGUGGUGAUGUGGUAUGGGAGACGAGUGAGCCGGGUUCUGGCCGGGCUAGUAGGUUUGGUGAUUCAUUUGCUGAUGUGGAUGUUGAUGUGGAGAAUUCGAGUUUGUUCAAAAUAUGUUCAAAGUCUGGUGAUUUAGCAAUGGCGGAUUUACGUAAACUAGGAGAUGAUCCGUGGGUUUAUAUGAAUGAUAAAAAUCCUAGUAUGAGAUUUAGUGGGGGUUUAAUGGAGAGUGUAAUACAUUGUUACAGGAGUCAGGUUUUUGUCGGAAGAGAUGGGUCGCUUGAGGUUUGGUCGAAGGUGGCAGAGAGAGGAAGUCGGAUUGAAAAUGAGAGUUUGAUUAGCGAAGAGCUGUAUAGGAGGAAUUUCGUGGAUAAAGUGGAGGAUUCUGAGAGAGGGAUCAUUAGAAAAAUCGAAGGUGGCGGUAAUAGACUGUUUGUUAGUAGAGAAAAUGUCGAGGGUAUUGAGGUUUGGGAAAGUUCUAAUUCUUCUUAUCCAGUUUCAGUUUUGUGACAGAAGAAUUUAUUAAUGUUCGUGUUGGGAACUGGCAUCAAGAGGCAUUUUGCCUUGUCAAAAUAGUUGCUUGAUAAGUUUCACGGUCCUGCUUUUUCCAGUUUGCUGCUGUAUCGGAUGGACAUGCUAUCAUUUUCUUGAGCUCAGCCUUGCAGGCACCAAGAAGGCCAGAGGAUCAAGCAACAGAAGAAGCGGUGGACUCACUCACUAGAGGCGCAACACAGGGAACUCGAGCAUCCAACACUGUUUCAUACACAAAAUGGUUGAGCAUCUAACUCUGCUUCAUCAACUACCUCUGAGAAAAAAAGCAAGGGCCACUCAGUAGAUAGUACGUAUAUUUUGAGUCCAUGAUUGUAUAUUUUUGGAGCAAAGGCAAUUCAGUAGAUAAUACAUAUAUUUGGAUCCACAAUGGUAUAUUUUUUGGGACAUUGUGGUCAUGGUAGUUUGUGAUUCUUUUGGUACCACAAUGGUUUGAUCAAAAUGUCAAUAUAACGCUCAGUGCAUUAAAUAGCCAA